This is a messenger RNA of Capra hircus (goat), 1100 nucleotides long. RefSeq names its product keratin-associated protein 10-8-like. The coding region runs from base 55 to 681 and encodes 208 amino acids. The record is from RefSeq and is a predicted model, not a curated record. Gene Ontology annotation, cellular component: keratin filament. NCBI's taxonomy places the organism in Eukaryota, Metazoa, Chordata, Mammalia, Artiodactyla, Bovidae. The transcript has a single exon.
ACACACACACACACACACUCACUCAAACCCUCCUCCAGCUCCUCCACCUCCACCAUGGCAGCCUCCACACUGUCUGUCUGCUCCAGUGACCUGGGCUAUGACUGUCCAGAGAGCUGCUGCGAGCCCCCCUGCUGUGCCCCCAGCUGCUGCGCCCUGGUCCCCCGCCUGACCCUCCUCUGCGCCCCAGUGAGCUGCGAGUCCAGCCCCUGCUGCCAGCCAGCCUGCAGCAACUCCUGCUCAGCCUCGUGCUGCCAGCAGUCCAGCUGCCAGCCUUCCUGUUGCACCUCCUCCCCCUGCCAGCAGGCCUGCUGUGAGCCCCUCUGCUGCAGGCCUGUCUGCUGCAGGCCUGUCUGCUGCACACCUGUCUGCUCUGAGGGUUCCCCGUGCUCAGCCCCCUCGUCCUGCUGCAGACCCUCCUCCUCCGUGUCCCUGCUCUGCCGGCCCGUGUGCCGCCCCGCCUGCUGUGUGCCCACCUCCUCUUGCCAGCCCAGUUGCUGCCGCCCGGCCUCCUCUCUGUCCCUGCUCUGCCGGCCCGUGUGCCGCCCCACCUGCUGUGUGCCCACCUCCUCUUGCCAGCCCAGUUGCUGCCGCCCGGCCUCCUCUGUGUCCCUGCUCUGCCAGCCUGCAUGCUCCCGCCCGGCUUGCUAUGUCCCCGCCUUGGCCCUGGAGCCCUGCUGCUGAGUGUUCCUCUCAAGGUCAUCCCAAAGUGUGCGAACUCACAGUCAUCUGCAACCUUGGACUCCUUACUGAGAGCCUAGACAGCUUUCCCAUCACCUCCCCAGGCCCUGCCGUGAACGCCACCAGGUCACCCCUCCUGGGACUGGCACACCCACUUCUUCCGGUGCUGACUCCCCUCCCGCCACCCUGUCCUGGGUCAGCCUUCCCUCCACAGCCUGUGUUGGCAGCCCAGCUCUCCCAGGGGUUUGAGCCUCAUGUGGCAUGAAAGAAGAGAUGAUAAAUGCUUGGACUUGGUUUCUCACCCUUGUCCCCUGAGCUCUGGUGCAACCCCUGCUCCUCUACUCGUUCCUAAGCUGGUCUCAAUUUCUCCUCCCCUGUGAACUGUCAGUCCCUUCCAAUAAAUUCCUUUCCUGAUCAGUUUA